AUGGGAUCUCGUCUUGUACAGCGCGGCGGCUGGGGCGACAGCGACGCGGCGAGCGUGCCCUUUGAGCGGAGUGGAAAUCGCGAAGCAGACCGGGCCGUAGGUGGCGAGGCGGGCGCGAUGUAUCCAUUUGAAUUGCACCGGCGAGGGAGCCGAUGCGGUUAUCGAGGACGUAGCGUUGCGCCGCACACGUCGUUUGUGCGCGCGUUGCCUGGGCGACGGCGCGGCCCGUGCAUGAUAUUAGCGCGGGCCCAUCUCCGGCCGUUUAAGCUUAACGCGCCGUCGCAGCCGCCCGGCGCGGGAAAU
Iphiclides podalirius (scarce swallowtail) is the source of this 303-nucleotide messenger RNA. The record is from the annotation of a GenBank genome assembly. Lineage: Eukaryota; Metazoa; Arthropoda; Insecta; Lepidoptera; Papilionidae.